AUGAAAUCUGCUAUUCUUCUCUCCGCGGUCAUCCCCAGUGCGCUAGGUGCGACCAUCUACCUCGCUGGUGACUCAACUAUGGCAAAGGGUGGGACUGGAUCUGGCACAGCGGGUUGGGGUGAAUAUGUUACGCCCUAUACCUCACUCACCGUGUCCAAUCAAGCUGUCGCCGGCCGCAGCGCACGGUCAUACACGCGUGAAGGUCGGUUCGAUGCAAUUGCAGCAGUGGUUCAAUCAGGAGAUUGGGUGAUCAUCGAGUUCGGCCACAACGACGGUGGCUCUUUGACUCCCACCGACAACGGGCGCACCGAUUGUUCUGGCACAGGAAGCGAGACUUGUAGCACAACCUACGACGGGGUCGCCGAGACAGUGUUGACGUUCCCGGCAUAUGUCGAGAAUGCCACCAAGGUGUUCAAGGCCAAGGGUGCGAAUGUGAUCAUCUCGAGCCAAACACCCAACAACCCCUGGGAAACUGGAACCUUCACCUAUGCCCCCUCGCGGUUUGUGGGCUAUGCGCAGGUGGCAGCUGCAGCCGCCGGAGUGCCCUAUGUUGACCACGGGGCCUAUGUGGCCGACCAGUUCCAGACGCUGGGCCUGACUGCUGUCGAUGCCUACUUCCCCUUGGACCACACGCACACCAGUCCUACCGGUGCAUCGGUAGUGGCCCAGGCCUUUUUCAAGGCUGUGGUUUGUGGUGAUGUUGCGCUGAAGAGUUCCCUGACCACCACAUCUUUCCCUGGUUCGUGUCUCUAA
Penicillium roqueforti is the source of this 753-nucleotide messenger RNA. RefSeq names its product rhamnogalacturonan acetylesterase RgaE. The record is from RefSeq and is a predicted model, not a curated record. NCBI's taxonomy places the organism in Eukaryota, Fungi, Ascomycota, Eurotiomycetes, Eurotiales, Aspergillaceae. The transcript has 2 exons. The coding region runs from base 1 to 753 and encodes 250 amino acids. Gene Ontology annotation, molecular function: hydrolase activity, acting on ester bonds.